This is a messenger RNA of Prorocentrum cordatum, 985 nucleotides long. The record is from the annotation of a GenBank genome assembly. NCBI's taxonomy places the organism in Eukaryota, Dinophyceae, Prorocentrales, Prorocentraceae.
UUUACUAAGAGCUGGCCUUUCUGCUCCUCCAACUGGCCCUGGCCAGGUUGGGAGUGCAGAGUAUCGGUGUGUGACGGGCGUGCCCGCACCAGCAAGGUUGCAAGGAGGGGGACAGCCGCUGGUUCCACCCAGACAUCCGGCGCGUGGAUUUGCUUGAUGCGUUGGCCCCCCCGGACCCGGACCUCUCCCCCAGGGCCCGCUUUCCGUACCAGACGGCCCCGGCGGCCCGAAACAGGCCACAAGAGGCACACCAAAAAUGCAACGAAUUGGCCGCCCGCGCCGGAUGUCUCGGCAGCGACCCAACCCCACAAGGAGCCCCGCGACGGGGACGACGGGCUUCUCUCGCCGAUCGCCUCGCCGCGCAGCUGGAGGGAGUCGGAUGGCCCGCCGCCGUUCCGGCUGGAGGUCGCUGGCAGCGCUGGGCUGGCGGGCUACCCUGCCAUGUCGCCUCGGUCCGGCAUGCUGAAGCAGAAGGUCGACGACCAUUUGUUCCUGAACGGGGAUUACGAGCUUAGACCUGAACUCCACAACGGCGCUCCGUGCUGGGAAAAGAGGCCGCCCGACGACGAGGCCCGGGCCGAGGGCGACAACCGGCGCAGGGCGCUCGACGAGGGUGACGAGCGCAGAGUGCUCUUCCGAGCCGCUGACGGGCGUUCAUGGGUCAUCGACACUGAAGCGCACGACGGCAACGAGGACGCGCUCGUGGUGGCCCGGGCGUGGACAGGCUCGGCAGACCCGACCGGGAUCGGCCGCUCCUGGGGGCCCGUGCCCCUCUGCAUCCACGCCGCCGGCGUCAACUGCGGGAGCGCGUGCCUCGAGUGCGCGGGCGCGCAGGAGCAGGGCCCCUCCAUGGCCAACUGCUGCUGAGCUUGAUGGCCGCCCGCCGCUGGCAGAGCUGUCCGCCAGCGGUGAAAAACAUGACACUUGCUGGCGUUCCCUGGAUGCAGGCAGCGGCGAAGCGUUCUGGCCUGCCUAGUAGGCCCAC